GCCUAUUAUAUAUUUUAAAAUAUUGUAAGUAGGUAUUAAGAAUGAUGUAAGUAGACAUUUAAGAUAUUGAUAAUAAGUAUUAAGGAUACGGUAAGUAAGCAUUAAAGAUAUGGUAAUUAGGCAUUAAUUUUUAAUGGGUUGGGCUUAAAAUAUGUCUCUCAAAAAUACGAUCUUUCAAGAAACUAGCUGUUUAGGUUAUUUAUAUGGGGAGAUGAUUACAUACAAGACUUGCUUAAGAUUUUUUUAGUGUAAACUUAGAGGAACAAAGGAAAUAUAAAGCCUAGUUUUUAUAGAGAAUAAUUUACUUAACGAAAUUUUUAAAAGCUUAUCAACUAAAUUUUUUUUAAUUUAAUGUGAAAACAACAUUAUGCUAUCUCAAAGGGACAUUCUUGGUUGGUCCCCCAAUGGAGUAAAUACUAUUAAUUACAUACAUCUAAACUCUUUCUAUUCCAAAGACUUUGUUGUCCGUUUUAUAUAAUGCAUGCUCAUCUAAUCACAAUACAAAAAAGAAAUUAGAUAGCAACUUAAUAAUAAGGUUUGAAUGAAGAACAAAUUUCUUGUAUUUGGGCAAGAUAAAGCCAGUAUGGGAAUAGGAGGAAGGCGGAGUACUGACAAAAAAAGUAAAAGUAUGGGGAGUGUUACAGGGGAAAAGCAUAAUCGCUGUGUGAUCCUUCCGUCUUCAGCUGAUAUCAUAGCUGAAGCUAUUGAAAGAAAACACACUAACUGGUUUGUUCGAACAAAAGUCCCAAGCGAUCUAGUCAUACAAAUUGGAAACAAGAGUAAAUUUCACUUGCACAUGCUCCCCAUGAUCUCAAGAAGUGCCUAUCUCAACAGACUAGUGUUCGAGAAGAAAAACGCAGGCGGGUCAAUGAACAACUUAAACAUCGAACUGAACAACCUUCCUGGUGGAGCAGAUAUAUUCGAGUUUAUAGUCAAAUUCUGUUAUGGUUGGAAGAUUGAUCUUACUGCCAGUAAUGCUGCACUGCUAUACUGUGCUGCAAACUUCUUAGAAAUGGUCGAUGAUCUAGAAAGUGGGAACCUUAUUUCUAGAACCGAAACAUUCUUAAGUUUCGUAAUCUUUUCUUCGUGGAAAGACACAUUCCUUGUUCUGAAAACGUGCGAGACAAUCUCUUCAUAUGCCCGAGAACUACACAUACAAAGAAGGUGUUCUGAGGCCAUUGCUUGGAAAAUCUGCACAGACCCAACCGCGAUUUCUGUUGGGAACGAUGAAUCACAAUGCUUCAAUUAUUCGGUUGAAAACCACACAGAUUACUCAUAUGAGAAAAAAGUAGCAGAAAAUUGGUGGUUUGAAGACGUUUCGACACUUAGAAUCGAUCAUUUCAUAGAAGUUUUGGGGAUUAUUAAGCAGAAAGGACUUAAACCGAAGGUGUUGGGAUCUUGUAUAGCUUACUGGACCAGGAAAUGGCUAUCGCGAAUCUCAUUUGGAGUUUGUAUACCAAACCAUAAAAGUAUGAACCAUCAAGUAAGGAGGGUGAUAGUAGAAAGCUUGAUCAGGGUAAUUCCUGUUGAGGUAAACUCGGUUUCUUGCAAUUUUUUGCUUCAUCUUUUAAAGCUUGGUUCUAUGAUGAAAAUAGAUAUUAGUUUAUUGUCUAAUUUGGAGCAAAGAAUUGCCUUAACCUUAGAGGAUUGUAUCCCAUUAGACCUUUUGGUUAAGAAUUUUGGGGAAAGUGAGACUUUAUAUGAUGUGGGUAUUGUUGCUAGAAUAGUGGAUGCUUAUGUUUCUCUUAGUGUGAGAAAUGCUGCAUCAAAGAUGUUUGUUGUUGGGAGGCUGGUAGAUGGGUUUUUGGGUCUAAUUGCAAGGGAUAGGAGCCUUCCUUCGCAUGAUUUUCGGAGGCUUGCGGAGUCGUUGCCACAAAAUGCUCGAUAUUCUGACGACAAUCUCUACCGAGCCAUUGAUCGAUACCUUAAGGCACACCCAAAUUUGACGGAGGAAGAAAGGGAGGGGGUAUGCAGAGGCAUGGAGUACCAUAAGCUAUCACAAGAAGCACGCGAGCACGCAAUGAAGAAUGAUAGGUUACCCAUGAAUAUGACCACUCAAUUUAUCCUUCUCCAACAAGUUAAUAUGGUGAAGAUGAUGGUGAAUGAUGGGUCAAUGUAUCGAAGAACCAAAGCACAAACGAUUAUCAGCAAGCAAACUGAAUGUUUUAAGGUUCAAAACCAGAUGAAGAUUAUGAAACAAGAAGUUGAUAACUUGAAGAUUGAGCUUAAUAAAUUGCAAGUUUGUAGAGUAGAGAUCAAAAAACUUGCAAGGAGGUUGUAAAUUGAAACUAAUUAAGAUCAAAAUACACGGAUUUAUGUAAUGCUAAUAAUUAUUUUCUUAAUUUUAAAAGUAUUUAACAAAAACUAUCAUUAUUGUGUAUUGCAUGGGUACUAACCUGGAUAAUGUAUAAAAGAAAAUUAUAAUGAAGGGACAAAACAUAUUCUAUCUUAAAUUAAGUGGAUUGACUCCUAUAGAAUAAUGGAGUUGAUUGUAAAUUUCUUCUAUAAUAGGUUUCAAAAACUCUACCACUAAUGUU
Molecule: messenger RNA, 2537 nt
Organism: Amaranthus tricolor (Joseph's coat)
Lineage: Eukaryota; Viridiplantae; Streptophyta; Magnoliopsida; Caryophyllales; Amaranthaceae
Product: root phototropism protein 3-like
Exons: 4
Coding region: 542-2281 (579 amino acids)
Molecular function (GO): protein binding
Source: RefSeq, a predicted model, not a curated record